Rhinolophus ferrumequinum (greater horseshoe bat) is the source of this 1684-nucleotide messenger RNA. RefSeq names its product atonal bHLH transcription factor 7 (gene ATOH7). Gene Ontology annotation, molecular function: protein dimerization activity. Bases 401 to 859 code for a protein of 152 amino acids. Lineage: Eukaryota; Metazoa; Chordata; Mammalia; Chiroptera; Rhinolophidae. The transcript has a single exon. The record is from RefSeq and is a predicted model, not a curated record. Gene Ontology annotation, biological process: regulation of DNA-templated transcription; neural retina development.
CGGAAAAAGCGGUCCAUCCCUAACCCGAGCUUCGGGAAAGAUUCCACCUUCCUGAAAAGAAAUUCCAGGCUUUCUCAGAGGACUUGAACCAGCCACGCUAAAUUCUGCAGCAAGUAGGUUCCUUUCUCUGUUUCAACUUCACGUUGGGAAAAUGACUUUCUCUCCAGCAUCUCAAGUUCCCCUCAAUUUGGGCAAGUGAAGAGACGUCAAUCUGAUUAUCCAGUAGGACGGACAGAAGGCGGCAGCCCGCACUUCCCACUAUAAACUUUGAUUCCACGCGAGUUGCUGUGUGUAUAACUUACUUGCUAAGAGCCACGCUGGGGAGCUGCUCAACAGACCAGCCCACACGCAGGUCCUGAGCCGGCGAGUCAGCUCCACGCCUCCCUCCUUCCGGCGGGAGAUGAAGUCCAGCAAGCCCAGCAACCCCGCGGCCGCCGCGCGCGCCGCGCCCCCGUGUGCGGGCGGUGCCGAGUGCGCGGGCACGUGCGCCGGGGCCGGGCGGCUGGAGAGCGCGGCGCGCAGGCGCCUGGCGGCUAACGCGCGCGAGCGCCGCCGCAUGCAGGGUCUCAACACCGCCUUCGACCGCCUGCGCAGGGUGGUGCCUCAGUGGGGCCAGGAUAAAAAGCUGUCCAAGUAUGAGACCCUGCAGAUGGCGCUGAGCUACAUCAUGGCCCUGACCCGCAUCCUGGCCGAGGCUGAGCGAUUUGGCUCGGAGCGGGACUGGGUCAAUCUCCACUGUGAGCACUUCGGCCGCGACCACUACCUCCCGUUUGCCGGCGCGAAGCUGCCGGGCGAGAGCGAGCCCUACGGCCAGAGGCUCUUCGGCUUCCAGCCCGAGCCCUUCCAGAUGGCCAGUUAGGGCGCGCGGCCCCGCCGGGGUGAUGCCCAGUGAUGGAGCUCCGGAGCUGCAACCUUUCCCCCAGUAGCUGCAGGGGCUUUCGGUGGCCUAGGAUGCAUUCUUAGAAUAAAAUUAGCAGACUUCCAGGUUACUUUUAUUCGCAUCGCUAGUUCUAUGGACACAAUGAUUUUAUUGCCUUUUCUUUUCCCCUUAUCAGUAUUUUGUAGAUUUCAUUGAUGGAUCUUGUGAAUGAUUUUGAUUGCUAUGAAAAUAAUGCCCCCCUUUCCCUUUUCUGGAUUACUUUGAGGGAAAACAAUCUUAAGAAAAAAAUAGAAUUAGGCUAUAUUGCAGUUUUAGUCCUCAGAGAAAUAAUCACUUCCUUAAACUUCGUAAGUUUGUCCUAUUCAGGUGAAGUUACAGUAUCCACUACUUGUAUAUGCUUAAAACAGCUACCUUCCUGUGGUAUAAAUGCAUUUAUGCUUAGUGCAUCGUGUGUGCAUGCGUGAAAUAGACUUUUUUUUCCCGUAGAGUUCAUGGGCACGAAUGCUCUGUAUUUUUAAAAUCUAUACAUUAUUAAAAUAGAGAUUUUAUAAAAAAUAAAUAAAAACGUGGGUUUGUUUUUCAUGCCAGAUGCCCAGCUAGUUUCUUGAUGGCACUAACGGCCUAUUUGGGGGUGAUGAUAUUGAGUGCUUCCCUGAGCAAAGAUGUGGAAUGUUUAGAUCUAAUCACACUAAUGGCAAAUAUGUUGUUUUGUAAUACUUCCUCAAAAAAGACCAGGUGAUGAGAGUACAAGUAAUGAAUUGGAAAGUUUUCUCUGUCAACUUGGAAAUACAGAUGUAUUUUUUA